This is a messenger RNA of Coregonus clupeaformis (lake whitefish), 460 nucleotides long. It is a transcript of the gene cops9, whose product is annotated as COP9 signalosome subunit 9. The record is from RefSeq and is a predicted model, not a curated record. NCBI's taxonomy places the organism in Eukaryota, Metazoa, Chordata, Actinopteri, Salmoniformes, Salmonidae. Bases 117 to 290 code for a protein of 57 amino acids. The transcript has 3 exons. Gene Ontology annotation, biological process: negative regulation of protein neddylation.
GGACCGAUAUUAUAUCAUAGAAGAAGAAGGAGGUACAGUUUGCUUUGUUAACGUUGACAGAAAACAGCUAGGUAGCUAAUAUUCAUUACGGUAAAUCGUCAAAGACAGAAACUAUCAUGAAACCAGCGGUGGACGAGAUGUUCCCUGAAGGCGCCGGGCCUUAUGUGGAUCUAGACGAGGCAGGGGGCAGCAGCGGUCUGCUCAUGGACCUGGCAGCAAAUGAGAAAGCAGUGCACUCAGACUUCUUCAACGACUUCGAGGAUCUGUUUGAUGAUGAGGACCUGCAGUGAAUGAAGGCCCUACAUACACCCAUGAUUACCCGUUUGUGUGUGUGUGUGUGUGAGACUUAAGGAUCCUAAGAACUGUGAAACCAGAACCAUUGUCCAAUGGUGGAAAUGCUUAGGGAGAUCCCCCUCACUACCACUGUGUUUGUUAAAAAUAAAGUAUAUUUUAAAAAGCA